Cercospora beticola is the source of this 9669-nucleotide messenger RNA. RefSeq lists its product as uncharacterized. Lineage: Eukaryota; Fungi; Ascomycota; Dothideomycetes; Mycosphaerellales; Mycosphaerellaceae. The record is from RefSeq and is a predicted model, not a curated record. Gene Ontology annotation, cellular component: cytoplasm. Gene Ontology annotation, molecular function: phosphopantetheine binding; catalytic activity. Gene Ontology annotation, biological process: secondary metabolite biosynthetic process; amino acid activation for nonribosomal peptide biosynthetic process.
AUGACAGCGCACACUUCACAGAUGGCACGCAAGGACUCGCCGACAGAUAGCGUUUUCAACGAUGCCGACAAAACCAAGGUGCUCGAAAUUAAUCUUUGUGCUGGGACUCUUUCCUCUGCAUCAGGUCCAGCUGCUUUCCCGUUGCUCUCGCCAGAUGAUGUUGAUACCUUGAUCGAGCGGGCAGUGACAGACCUUGACAUCGACCGGACCGAAAUCGAAGACAUAUACCCGACAUCACCUUUUCAGCAGGACAUCUGGGCACUACCGACGGCACAUCAACGUGCAUACAAACUACAGACGACGUUCCGGCUCGCAUCUCGUGAGGAAGCAGAGUUUCUCCAGGCAUGCUGGCAACAGGUCGCCAAGCAUCUUCCCAUCCUCAGAACUGCUCCCCUGGUGGUUCCGGGCAAAGGCACCUUCUCUGUAGUUCUCAAAAGCUCUCAGUCACCUCAUGCGCUAUCUUCAGUCCAGCUCGACGGUUCAAUCUUGACUUGGUGCGUCCACCGUGCCAUCGUCGACCAGACCGUGCUGGACAUUGUUCUCGAAACGGUCAUGGCUUUGUGGAAGCAUCAAGAGCCUCGCCCAUUUUUGCCUCAUGCUCUUUUUGUCCAGCAGCUCCAGAGUCUGCAGUUGGAGCAUGCGAAAUCAUCACGAUUAUACUGGUAUUCCGAACUUGGUGACGAGUUAUUCCAGCCAUUUCCAUCGGUUGCUGGAACCACGGCAUUGCCGUCUCCGAGCUGCUUCGUGCAGUCCAGCUUCUCACGACCUCACUACGAAGGAGAUGUCCCAUUCGAUUCUUUGAUGAAGGCUGCACUCGGCAUACUUCUCAGCCAACACGCCAACGCUCAACGUAUAGUAUUCGGCGAUGUUCGUUCCGGACGUUGUCAUGCAGCAUCUGAUCCGUAUCUCAUUGCUGGACCCACCCAAGCCACUGUCCCCAUGGCAGUCAAUGUAGACCCGGAUUACACUUUCAAGAGCUUCCUCCGCUGCAUCAACGACCAGAUCGUAUCUUCAGCGCAGCACGAGCAGUUCGGCUUGACCAAUAUGCGCUCUUGUCUACCUCAAGUCUUUCAGGGAAAUGUCGACUUCCAAAGCCUUGUGGUGAUCCAGCCACCAGAAACGUCAAUGUGGCGUGAAGCGAAAGACGAGUGGGAUGCCGAGUCUGAUCUCAGCUCUUGCUUCAGCCACGCACUGGUCUUCUCAGUCACACCAGAGCAGGACACUGUCCAUGUCAAAGUACACUUCGAUCCCGCAAUCAUCGGCCAAAAACAUGUUGAGCAGAUGCUCUUGCACUACGCUCGCAUCAGUACAGCCUUAGCCAACGCCAAUGAGGACACUCGAUGUGGACAUAUCGAAUUGACCAGUGCGGCUGACUUGGCCCUUCAAGUAGAAGACAGCGAAGAUCAGCAGCAAGGCAGGGUCUUGAGAGGUUGUGAGAGCACGAUCAUUGACUUUAUUCGCGAACAUGCUGAGCAACAGCCUGAAGCUUGUGCGGUCAGUGCCUGUGACGGCUCUUUGACCUAUCGCGAGCUUGCUCGGUACGCCGAGGCCAUGGCGCAGGCGUUGAUGGGUGAAGGCGCCAGGAAGGGAAGUUGUGUAGCGAUUGCGUGUGAGAAAAGCCAUGUUGUACCGGUCCUCAUUCUCGCUGUUCUUCGCACAGGUGCACAUUUUCUGUUACUUGACGCCGAACAACCCACGGAGCGGCUUCAGGUGCAGCUGAAGCAAGCAAUGGUCCGCAUAAUAGUUUGCUCUUCAUCACAGCGAGAUCGAUUCACCGAUAUGGCCCCGCAGCAACCUGACUUGGUCUUGCUGGACGCCACUUUCAACCGUCUGCACGAGCUGCACUGCUCCAGAUCAUUUCCCGAAAUCGACCUGAACGGCGAUGCAUACAUCAUAUUCACCAGCGGAACGACAGGCACUCCCAAAGGCAUCAGAAUCACCCACCGCAAUGUGACCACAUCCCUGUACCACACCACACAGGCUCUCGGAUUGACACAAAAUGAUCGUGUACUCCAGUACAGUCGUUACAGUUGGGACGUGGGAAUUCUGGAAUUGCUAGGCGCUCUCCUGGUUGGAGCACGAAUAUGCAUACCACCCGAGUCGACCUUACUCUCUCCGCCCGCCCUCGAAUCGUUCAUCCAACACGAAGGCAUAUCCUUCCUGACGGUAACACCAACAGUCGUCCGCUUCAUACAGCCAGCAGCCGUACCAUCAGUGAAAACAGUAGCUUUAGCAGGCGAGCCGAUGAGUGCGGAGUUACAAGAGCGAUGGGCAGGUCGGACACGACUGUUCAAUGCCUAUGGACCGGCUGAGUGCUCAAUCAUCGCCGCUGUAAGCCUGAUCAGCCCGAACAGUGCAUCGGUACGACUGGAAAGUAUCGGUGCGACCAAGUUGUGGGCCGUAAAUCGUGAGAACCCGGAGCUACUCGUUCCUCCAGGCGAAGAGGGCGAACUGCUGAUAGAGGGACCUAUCGUAGGCAGAGGAUAUAUCGGCACAGCUCAAGGCGGGUUUUGUCGGAGCCCCAAGUGGCUGACAGGCCUCCGCGGCGGACACUCGUCACAAGUGUAUCGUACUGGCGAUAUCGUGCGGUUACAAAUGGACGGCAGCCUCGAGUACGUUGGCAGAAAGGACUUGCAAGUCAAGAUCAGCGGACAGCGUGUGGAGUUGCUUGACAUUGAGGCCCAGGUGAAAAGCGUUCUGCCGCAAUUCGAAAGUGUCGUGGAGGCGUUCAAAGACGAGCAGGGAUCGACUGCUAUCGUGGCGUUCGUCUGUUGCACACCGGCAACCUCUGUAGAUCAGAAGCCACUAGAAGAAUUGGUCAUCGGCGAGGACGACGCGAAUCGAUUGUACAACUUUCGAGAGAUUGUCACAGCCGCUCGAGGCAGACUGAAGUCAACCAUGCUUGAGGGAGCCGUACCAAAGAUCUUCGUACCCUUGCAUGCUCUUCCAGUGUCAAGUGGUGGCAAAGUACAACGCUCCAUACUAAAGCAGUUCAAAAUGGAUGCGGCCGCCGCUGUUACCCAAAUGAAAGCAGUUCCCAAAGUCGAGACUGCCAAGAUCGAGACGCGGUCGAUCAAUGCAGCCGAGCAUCGUCUCCGGCAGCUAUGGGCCAAAGUGCUCAAGCUAGACCCGGAGCUAGUUGGCAUUGACGAUGAAUUCGAUGCCUUAGGUGGCGACUCCAUCAAGCUGAUGCAGUUAGUUGCCGAGCAAGAGGCUCGUAAGUUGGGGCUCGACGUCUCCGACGUGCUCAAUCAUGGAACCAUUCGCCGGAUAUGCAGCGCGCAUCAACAGCAAAUACAAGUAGGAAGAAAGGCACAUCCAGGAAAUCAGCAGGAUGGCAGGUCGCGGCAUGGACAGCUCCGACAACUUGCGGCUGAUCUACUUCAUGUGGAUGUCGAUGACAUCGAAGAUAUAUAUCCCUGCACAGCCUUGCAGAGUGAGCUGGCUGCACUGUCCGCCCGAGAUCCUGAUUCGUACUGGGUGACCUUUACGUAUCCAGAGACCCUGUGCAGGCGUGACUGCUCCCGCUUCCGGAAUGUCUGGGCAUCUGCUGAAGCUCUUGCUCCCAUUCUACGCACGAGGAUUGCUUUGCUCGGCGAUGAGAAUGAGCCGAUGCAGAUCGUCCUGAGACAAGGGCAUAGGAUCGCUAUUACUGACGAAGCCUUGAGUAAUACAAGCUCGCGUUCACUCAUGGAGGGAGCACAAUUACUAUACCCAUCUUUCCAGCCGGUCGCAGAGGGCCACGUCUUCCAAGUGGCAAUGCAUCAUUCGGUCUAUGACGGCGCUUUCAUGGAACUUCUCGCCAGUGUGAUUGGGGACCUUUUUAAUGGCAAGAUUAUGGAGCCCUUGACGCCCUUCCGUGACUUUAUUGCGGAUCAUGACAGCGGUAGCGAGCAGUGUUCCUCCUUCUGGCGAUCACAAUUGGAUGGGACCAAGGGUCUAUCCUGGCCUCCACGCCCAGAGUCUGGUUAUCCUCAGACCGAUAUGAGGUACCAAUGCUCCACAUCUCUUACGAGAUCUGCAGCUGCAAGGCCGAUCACUUCAUCUGCGGUCAUGCUUCGCGCUGCCUGGUCGAUUCUCUUGAGUGUUGCCAACGGAGUGGGCGAUAUCACCUUCGGCGAAGUCCUUAGCGGUCGAGUGUCGACAUCCAGCACUGCAGCCAGAGCCGCAGGUCCCACUAUCACGACAAUUCCAAUGCGCAUGUCAGUGUUGAACACGAUCACAGCAGGAGAGCUCGUAUCUGCUGUGCAGGACUAUCACAGUCGAGCAAUGCCUUUCCAGCAGAUGAGUCUACAUCGAAUAGCAAGCUUGCUUGAGCCCUACCAAAGAUCAGCAAUGGAUUUAACAUCGCUUCUCAUAAUCAACAGCGAGACUCUAAUCGACAGCCAUGAAGGAGAUCAGGUGGUGAUGUGGGAGCACGACACGAAUGGUCCGCCGUUGAAGCACCCUUACCCUCUUGUCUUGGACUGCACGCUGUCAGAAGACGAGGCACGACUUCUCUUCUUGUAUGACUCCUCCCUCUUGACUGCAGCACAAGUGGCUUCAGUAGGCGAAGAUCUUACAAUUAUCCUCUCGCAGUUGAUGAGCUCGACCGACAAUACGCCGCUCGAAAGUCUCAAAAGAAGCUGCAAACACGUCUCAUCUUACGCAUCGAGAGGCCUGAAACAGGAUACGCCGUUGCUCAUCAAAGAUACUCCAGCGAAAGAGGCCACUGACGCCGACAGGCCUCUCUCGUCAACCGCUUUGAAGCUUCGCGAUGUCUGGUCCGCGGUCUUGAAGAAAGACGUGGCAAGCAUCACGGGCCAAGACAACUUCUUUCGCUGUGGCGGCAAUUCGAUAUCGGCCAUUCGCCUGAGCUCUGGCGCGCGGGCUGUAGGCAUUACUCUGAGCGUCGUGCAGAUUUUCAGAUCCCCUACCUUAGAGGGCAUGGCCGCUACUGCCGAUGCCGCGUCUUCUAUUACACAGCCAUCAGCAGAGCGGCUGGGGAAAUCGGCUCCAUUUGAAUUGAUCGAAAAACAGCGGAGAGACUCGAUGCUACGUGUUGCAGCAUCGGCAUGCGAUGUGCAUGUUCAAGACAUUGAGGAUACGUAUCCAUGCACGCCAAUGCAAAAGGGGAUGCUUGCAUCUACCCAGUCGGAACAGCAGAUGGCCUAUGUCCAGACCAGACGCUUUCUGCUAUCCUCAGACGUCGACGUGCCAAGACUGUUCAGAGCACUCAUCCAAGUGAUUCAAGAGCGUCCCAUUCUUCGCACAAGGGUCGUAGAUACGGGCGCAGAUGGCUUGUAUCAAGUUGUUCUGCGUUCCAACCUCUGCAGACCAACCUUCGUCUCUGAUGCGGACGAGUAUGAAGGUACACUGGAAGGAGUGUACGGGAAAGAAUUGAAUAAGUUCGUCAUUGCAGACACAACUCUGUCAUGGAUUGCUCACCAUGCUACGUACGACGGCGACUUGCAGGCAGUGAUCGAGAACGACAUUGCAGAAGCGUAUGCAGGAAGGAGUAUCAAUCCAGGUAUCCCCUUCAGCAAGUUCGUAGAGCAUUUGCAACGCUCUCAAGACCAGUCAGCCGAGAGAAACUUCUGGUCAUCUCAUCUGUCUGACUCCAUCACACCAAGUUGGCCAUCGUCCUCCACAACAGCUUCUCAAGUCAGCCAGCCCGAACUCGGUCGUUGCGAUUAUAGCCAGUCCAUUCCCAUCCCUGCCGAUACAGAACACACUGCCUUCACUCAAGUUAAGCUCGCCUUGGCACUUCUUCUGCGCCAGUACACCGAGUCGGACAACGUAUUGUUCGCUACCGUGCUAGCAGGCAGAGAGACUAGCGAUCAGCUCGGUCAAGGCCGAAUCCUCGGCCCAACACUGACCACCGUGCCCGUGAAUAUGAAGAUUGAUGGCAUGAAGAGCUUGUCUCAUACAAUGGCCAGCAUCCAACAAGCAGCGACAGAUAUGAUGGCAUUUCAGCACACAGGUUUGGCCAAGAUCAGAGAACUUGUUCGAAAUGAGGUCAACUUGGCCCCCGAAAAGCUCACUUUGUUGGUCUUCCAGUCCGAAGAGAGCAAGCCACGGAAAGACUUGGAAUCACUUGGUCUGCAGGAGCUCGACCCAAAUGAAUCAGAUAUGCAAACGCAAGACUUUCCUCUCGUCGUUGAGACCAGCAUCAGUGCAGAUCAGCUGACGCUGCGCGUCCACUACAACACUGCUCUGCUCUCUCUUGACGAAUUCAAGCUUUUUGCAUGCCAAUUGGCACAUAUUAUUGGCAUUGUGCGUUGCAGUGAGCCGGAAAAGGCGCUGGACAGCCUAGAUCUCGUCAGCCCAGACGAGAAGGCUCUACUUGCUGACUGGUGCGGCACUGAUGUACAAGACGACUUGCCCACACCUCUCGAGCGUCUCAUGACCUGGGCUGGGCGAGACCCUAAAUCUCGCGCAGUGCAAGCUUGGGAUGGCAAUCUUACUUACUCAGAUCUCAUUGUCCAAUCGCACAUGCUCGCUGUAUACCUCAAGUCUCGAGGCAUUGGCCCAGGGUCGAUAGUCACAUUCUGCAUGAACAAGUCCACGAUGGUCGUUGUGCUAAUGUAUGCCGUGUGGAAGGUCGGAGCAUCGUGGACGCCGCUGGACUCGCGUGAUCCUGAUAGUCGCUUGCAAGAGUCCAUCAAGCGCCUUGGGGCAGCUUUAUUUGUGACGAAUGUGCCACGCUUGGAGAGUCUCAUUCCAGAGUGUACGAUCCUUCUCGCUGACAAUUUGGAUGUUCAACAAUUCCCCUCGAAGAUUCAGAUCCCUGGGCUUCCUAUCGAGCUCAAAGAUCCAUCCGAUACGACCAGGCCAGCAUAUAUCCUAUUCACGUCCGGCUCGACAGGCACCCCGAAAGCAGUCGUAAUCUCCCAAAACGCUCUAAUUGCGUCUUCGGCAGCUGCAGGUCAUGGCAUGGGGCUGGAUGAGACCAGCCGCGUGUUGCAAUCCACUCGAUUGACGUUCGACCCAUCAGUCACAGAGAUCGUUGCGACGCUGUAUCAUGGUGGGUGUGUCUGCAUCCCUCAAGAGGACGAGUGCAGCAACGAUUUCUUUGGCACCGCCGAACGGUAUGGCGCGAACUGGGUCGCUCUGACCCCAAGUGUUCUCAGGACGCAGCCCAUCCCGUAUUCAGCGGGCUUAAUCAAACGAAUGGUACUUGGAGGAGAGCCUGUGAGGCCAUCGAUCUUAUCACCGUGGUUGGAACGACUGCCCGGAUAUGUCGUGUACGGACUGACUGAGACCUCAGUGGCAAAUUCUUGCGGACCGAUUGACCACAACAAAGGCCAGACUGUCGACUGCUCUGUCUUGCCCAUACCCUUUUCGGGCAGGUUCUGGAUUGUCGACUCUGCUUGCGAAAAUGUGCCACGGCUAGUUCCCAGAGGGUGCUCGGGAGAACUGCUGAUCGAAGGGCCUAUCUUGGCAGAUGGGUAUUGGCAAGAUGACAAGAAGACGGACGCUGCUUUCCUUCAAGUCCAUGCGACAUGGCCAUUCGAUUGCGGCUUAAAGGCCAACAGGAAACGUCUGUUUCGCACAGGCGAUCGAGCAAGACACCUGCCAGACGGUUCCGUCCAGCUUCUUGGCCGCAAAGAUCAUCAGAUCAAGAUUUCUGGUCAGCGGGUAGAGCUGGGAGAGGUCGAGCACUGGCUAGUGCAAGCUCUGCCUCACUUGACUGCCAUUAUUGAGCCCGUUGUCUAUCGAAACAUGACCGAGCCUCGUCUGACAGUUUUUGUCGUCUCAGAUCGAUCAGAAGAUAUCCAGCAGGAGCCCGGUCUCCUGCACGCUCGCAGUGCCUCGGACGUCGCGGAACGAGCACGUCUUCUCGAAAGAGCCCAAACCAUCAUGCGUAAACACCUACCGCCCUACAUGGUACCUACAUGUCUGUAUUACAUCUCACGAGUUCCGCUGAAUCGUACUGGAAAGCGUGACCGAGCGACCUUGGCAGCCUGGACAAGAGACAUUGAUUAUCAGCCUCCACAUGAGAUGCAUGCUGUUCAUCCUCAGCCGUACUCAAUGAACGGUCAUGAGCAAGGCUUGAAGCUACUGUGGGCCGAAAUACUAGGUGUUAAUGCGCAACAUAUCAGCCCAGACUCAUCGUUCACGGAUCUAGGUGGCGACAGUAUCUCUGCGAUGCGUUUGGUGUCUCUGGCUCGGAAGCAUGGCAUGACUAUGCUCGUUCGACAAGUCCUUGCUACCCCUCGACUCUGCGAUAUGGCUCGAUUGCCAUACAAUAGUAAUACGGAAGAUAAUGCAGAGGAAGAGAUCCAGCCGUUCAAAUUACUGGAUGAAGUUGUUCGGGACCGAAUUCGUGAGGUUGUACAGGCUGAUGACCGUCUUGACUGGGGGACAGUAGAAGAUGCCUAUCCUCUCACAGACCGGCAGGCCCAUUAUCUCCGUCUGUGUCUUGCCACUCCCGGUGGUGGCUGUACCCAAUUCUGCUUCUCUCUCGAGCGUGCCUGUGGCGAACUGAGUAUCUCGUUGGUGCAGAGUGCUGUACGUGAAGUCUGUCGGGCUCACGAAGUGCUACGAAUAAUCUUGGUCGAGUGUUCCGGAGGAGAGUACUAUCAGAUAGUAACGAGCCAGAAUGCGAUCUCACCGGAGCCAUGCUCAGUCUAUACGGAGAGUCUGAAAGAGGGGCAAGAGAUGGAGGCCGUGGCACUGCAUCAGCCACUGGGAAUGCCAACGUCUCGCUUCGCUAUCUUCAGCGAAGGAGGUAGACCGAAGUUGCUGAUUUUCACAGCAAAUCAUGCAGUCUACGAUGGAUGGUCGCUACAGAAUCUGGCACGAGGACUCAAACGUGCCUUGAGCUGCGGUUCUGAUCCACCAGUCGUUCCUGAUCCCGACUAUCGUAUGCGGCAAGUAGUCAGUCGAGCUCUUCGAUGCCGUGCAUCUUCCUUGUCGGCAGACUUUUGGACACAGCAUUUGGCCCCCGCCAGUCCGCUGGCUUUGCACAGGCACGAUCCAGAUCAUCAUCCACUUCCGGUGACCACAAGUUUGCUCUCCUCCACAUGGGCCAUGCCGCCUUCGCAAUCCACAAGCAUUUAUACAUUGUCUACUCUCAUUCACGCCGCUCUUGCGCUGGCAACACGAGACAUCACCGGUUCCACGGGUCCCAUGAUCGAGACAAUAUCUACUGGGCGAAGUUCAGGUGCAGUGGGGAUUACCGAAUUCAUCGGCCCGGCCAUUGCACUUGUACCGCUGUGCGUCCCACUUCAAGAUGACCAAGGUGUCGAUUUGCCUCUCGAAGAUGUGUUGAAACGAAUUCAACUCUUCCUCCACGCCGAAUGCACUCGUCACGAGCACUACGGCAUGAAAGAGAUAGCCGCUUUGAGUGAGCACGCGAAGAAUGCGUGCAAAGCUGCCACGACCCUUUAUGUCCAUCCGACAUCUUUUUUGAUGGAUGUGGAUGAUAACGAGCAGAAUAACGAUGGCGCUCAAGCGACGGAUGCAGUAAGAGACAACCUUGAGGGCCUUCCACUUCGGCAUGCUCGUUUGAUUGGCAACGAGGGGCGACCACUUGUCGUUGAAUGUACUCCGCACGGGGUGGCCGGAACGAUCAAGGUCGAAAUUCGGUUUGAUCCGAGCUACUUCACAGAGUGUCGUGCUCAAAAACUGGCGGAGAGCCUUCAAACAGCGUUUGAGCGGUGCGCUCAAGCCAGUGGGUUGUGA